Messenger RNA from Ricinus communis (castor bean), 817 nucleotides. Its product is annotated as protein GLUTAMINE DUMPER 2. The record is from RefSeq and is a predicted model, not a curated record. Gene Ontology annotation, biological process: regulation of amino acid export. The transcript has a single exon. NCBI's taxonomy places the organism in Eukaryota, Viridiplantae, Streptophyta, Magnoliopsida, Malpighiales, Euphorbiaceae. Bases 220 to 576 code for a protein of 118 amino acids.
UAUAAGUAUAAGUAGAGUCUAAGGAAGAAUCAUCCAAUUUUUUCUUUAAUUCUGGAAACAAAAUGGCAAUUCCGUAACUUCCCAAAAAGCAAUCCCUUUUGUUUGUUCAUUAAAGUUCAUACAACUUGGUGCUAUAAAAUGCUAAAAGGUUGCCAAUCUCUCAUCAUCACCUUGCAACAAUAUAAAACCCAGCAAAAAUAUUAGCAGAAAAAAAUAAAAAUGAGUCAUGGAAGUAACUCUGGUACUGCAUCUGCACCUUCUGUUAAUGGAGGAUUCCAGCACUGGAACUCUCCUGUUCCUUACCUCUUUGGCGGGUUAGCUCUGAUGUUAGGACUCAUCGCCAUGGCAUUAAUGAUUCUAGCUUGCUCCUACAAGAAUUCAUCACCAUCCAAUAAUUCAUCACCUAGAGAUCAUCAGGCGGCUGAAGAAAAAUCUCGUCAUGAUCAUAAAAGAGCCGAGUUGCAGAUGGAGAUGGAGCCAAAGAUUGUGGUUAUAAUGGCUGGUGAUCACAACCCUACAUACUUUGCUAAGCCAGCAGUUCCUUUGCACUUGCCAAAGUAUGAACAACAAGUUUGACCACCUUUUCAUGUAUAUAUAUAUAUAUAUAUAAUUUUCUUUUCCUUUUCUUGGUUUUUCCUUUAUAAAAUUCUUCCUCACGAUUCUCUUUCUUUUUUUCCCUUUUCCUGGUUUCUUUUGUCUAGUUCAAUUAGAAUUUUGUUGUUGUUGUAGUUAUCGGAAAUAUGUACAUGUAAAUUGAUGGGAGCUCAAGAAAAAUCUCUGUAAAGUGAUAUUUUGAUGAAUUAUUUUCUAUUCUUAA